Polyodon spathula (Mississippi paddlefish) is the source of this 4411-nucleotide messenger RNA. RefSeq names its product zinc finger protein 512-like. The record is from RefSeq and is a predicted model, not a curated record. Bases 235 to 2046 code for a protein of 603 amino acids. Gene Ontology annotation, molecular function: zinc ion binding. The transcript has 16 exons. Lineage: Eukaryota; Metazoa; Chordata; Actinopteri; Acipenseriformes; Polyodontidae.
CCUAGCAUGUUAAACUGAUUUAAUCAAGUGUAGGUGGCUAUACAAAGCUGAAACCCCCGGUUAUCUAGUAGUCUAUUAGAUGUGUGCCAUGUAAGAGGGCAUGAAACAAUGUUUAAAUAAAUUAGCCGUAUCUUGUUUAUUAAAACGACUAUAGGAAUAAGGUAAAUAACAGAGGGAACGAUAACUAACGUAAGGUACAGUAAUACAGGACAGAUGUAACAAGACACUAUUGCGAUGGAACACAAAAAGAAGAGUGUCUCUGCCUUGUACGUGGCCAGUAAAAGAAAGUCUUCAAAGCCAAAGCAAAAAGGCAAAGCACAAGCAACCUCUAAGGAUCAUGAAAAGGAAGGUAAAUCAGCCCAAAACAAACAGUCCAAGAGUGGGGAUUCAGAACCACACAAGGUACAGAAGAUAAAGAUAACUCUAGGAGGAAAGAAGCCUCAGGAGUUUCAGAGUAACUUUGUUCCAGAGGAAGCCCCUGCUGACUCAGGGAGUGACUGCUCCAGUUCCUCUUCAGAAGGCAGGGUCAGUGGUGCCGAUGACGAUCCAGAAACCUUCAGGAAACCUGCUUGCCGGCUAGAAACGAGGGGGGGCAAAAACAACACAGAUGAAGUCAAGGAGAAGGCUGAGUUAAGCUCCACAGGAACUUCAACAAGGAAACGAAGAAAAACUGAAGCAGAAGAAAAUGAGGGUCCUGACCAGAACUCCACAAAGCAAAGCAAAUUUAUAGUAGGAAAUAAGCGGAAGAAUCUAAACACAGCUGAGCGGCAUUACCUGAAAUCUAAAGGCCUGUGUGUGAAGAAAGAUCCUCUUCCUUAUCAAACAGGAAGUCAAGAGGAGAGUUGGCACCUGCAAAUUCUCGAUAAAGGAAGGGUAUCCUGCCCUACAUGUAAAGCAGUCGUAAGGAAAACAGUGGAAGGACUGAAAAAACACAUGUCAAAGUGCAAAACGGAACCUUUUACAUGUCAGCAUUGUGGAAAACAACUGAAGUCUUUGACUGGAAUGAAGUACCAUAUUAUGGCAGAUCACAGCGACUUGCCAACUUUAGAAGAUGCAAACGGUUUGGACAACCAGGCAAUUAAAGACAAACUCAGAAAGGUGCUAAAAAGAAUGGGCAAAUUAAAAUGUACAAACGAGAGUUGUACAGCUAGCUUCACCAGUAUCAUGGGCUUCCUGUACCACAUGAAGAAAUGUGGUAAAGCAGCAUCAGAGCUGGAGAAACUGGUCCUGAACUGUCAGCACUGUGGAAAAACCUACAAGUCUAAGGCAGGAUUGGAUUAUCACCUGAAAUCGGAGCACUCCCCUGAGCCACUGAGCAGCGAGGAGGAUGAUUUGAAGAAACCAGGGGAGACGACUCAGGAGAGGACGGCCAGCGGCAGAGUGAAGAGGAGGUCAGCCCAGGUGGCUGUGUACCACCUGCAGGAGAUUGCCACUGAGGAGCUGUACAAGGAGUGGCCCAAGCGGAAGGUGCAGCGGGACCUUGUGCCUGAUGACAGGAAGCUAAAGUAUGCAAGACCUGGGUUACCCGCUUUCAGUCAAGAAGUGCUGCGGAAAUGGAAAAGUGAAGUCAAGGUGCAUAGGAAAGUGCAUUGCCCAAAUCAGGGUUGUGACUCUGUCUACACCAGCGUAUCUGGGUUGAAGGCUCACCUUUGCCUUUGUUCUAGGGGUGAUUUUGAAGCUGGGAAAUACAAGUGCCUGAUAUGUGAUAAAGAAUUCAACUCGGAGAGUGGAGUGAAGUACCAUAUCAACUCUAUUCAUGCUCAAGACUGGUUUGCCGUGAGCACCAAAACGGCAAAAAAAUUUGAAAAGCUGAUAAAGACCAAACAGAUGGAGGAUCACAGGAGGAGCUUGUCCAAGAAAAAACAGGCGCUGAAGCCAACCAGGAUUCGCAAAAGGCAGUUGGAAAAGAAGGCGGUCGUGAGCUCCUCUGCUAGCUUGAAGAAGCACCAUAGCAAUUCUGAGAAAAAGGAGAAGGACUGCUAUGAUUUCAGUGGCAGCGACAGCCGGAGCAGCAGUGACAGCAGCAGUGAAGAAGAGGAAAAUUAGGACCAGGAACAGACGAUAGGCAUAGUGGACCCUUAAGUCUGAAUCUAGCCACUGAACGAACCUAAACUAUUUUGUUCCUUAGCAACAGUUUCGCACAUGGCCAUGGUGAAUAUAAACCAAGAAAUUCUUAUCUGUAAGUCAGGCCACUGUUCCAGUUUAAUUUUAAUGAUUUACUGGUUUAAAGCAACUAUAGAAACAGUAUAUACUUAAUAACAUGUCAUACAAACUAUGUCAGGUCUAACACAAGAACCUACAGAGCAAUAUUAAUAUGUUGCCCUGUCGAUUAUUAUUUUAAGAUUAUUAUUUUAAGAGUCUUUUCUAUUUGAAGCUAAUACAUGGUUUUACAGCUUUUAAAAGAUCCAGGGAGGUAUACAAUGUAAAGGGCAAUGUUUCUAUUUUUUGGUAUACAUGGAAGUUAUGCAUUCAGUAUUAGGAAAUAGUACUUUGAGCUGUUUUUUAUUGGACUUGUGAAAUCGUAGUGCAUGCAGUCACGUCUGCUGAACAUCGAUUGUUAGCAAUAGAAUAUGACUUGCUGUGCUUUGAAGUGCAAUGGUGUCAUCGGUUGUUCGUUCUGCUUGCUUUGAAAUUACAUUUUUCAAAAUCAUGUAUGCUUCAUACCAAUCCAUUACAUUUUCUGAUAACUGGAAAAAAGGGGAAUUGAAUCCCCUUUUCUAGAUCUAGAAUGCUUGAUCUUUUUUCAGGUGCUGCACCAUGUAAAAUGUGAAAAAUGUAUUGUAUCUGCAUACAAUAUCUUGCAGUGUGGAAGGAAUGCAUAAACUAUGUUGGUUGUCUGUAAGAUGCAUCUUGCCUGAUGACACUUUCAUCAUACAGUACAUAAAAUAUACAAGACAGAAAAUUAAACACAUCCUUAUAGUUAAACACAGAAUAUCUAUACUACUUUGUUUAAAAGCAUAGAAACCUGCUAUAUUUAGUUAGACAGCUUAAGCAAUUUGAACUCCUAAUUUGAAUUGGAAACUAAUUUAUCUCAUCUAUAGUCUAGAACACUAUACUCUGUGGUUCUUUCUUUCCCUGGUUUAAAUUUUGUCAUACCUCAGGGUGAAAGAAUGUGAAGUGAAGGCUGAAACAACAGCAGUAAUAUUGCAGUACUUAAUGAGCUGUCUUCCAUGCUGAUUAUUGGCACCAAUGCACAGUUUGUCACUAGCCCAGUAGUACUGAUAGCACAGUACCAAUAAUGUCUAUUUAGGUCUAUUCUAAUUGUGUCUAGUCUUGGGUUUUGAUCCUAAAUGUUGUUUGUCAGCUUCCUGUGCCAAUCUUAAACUGGUUCAUUCCAGUCCUAAACUUUCAGACGUAGAAAUUGUUCAUGCGGUAUUAUCACAUAUAUUACAAAAAAGGGUGUGCUAAAUGUUAUACGUUUUAACAGUAACUGCUAAUUGCAUUAUGCCUGUAUAUCAUCAUGCGUGCCCUGAGAAUAUUACAGAAGACCAAAGGAAUGUCGUUUUGUGCAGUUUGCCUCCUGUAAUAAAUAUAUAUGGUGUUAUGUAAUACAGUGCAAAGAAAUACAGAAGUACAGUAAUUGACUAGUAAAAGCAGAGUCACAAUAUGUUAAUUAUUGCAGUCAUGCACAGCCCCCUCCCUGUAAGAGUGCUGGAGCUCUUCCUGGAUGCAAAUUAUGUGCUGUAAUAUUUAUGGCUCCAUACUCAAACGAGUAUACAGCAUGUUACUUUUUUUGUAUAAUGCAGAAUUUUUGUGGGAGAGAAAGGUUUCAUGUGGUAGUAUACAGAGAAAGCAUCAUUCAAGUAACCUAAAAAAAAUCACUUAGUUUUAUUAUUUUAAUAAUUAUUUUAAAAUGACAACCAGUUAACACGCAGUCUAUGUAAUGUCGAUAAACAUUUUUAAAAAGUAAAGCAUCAAGUAUGUGCAGUCUAAGAAAACACAUUUAUAUAAAUGUAAUGUUAAAAAACUGGACAAGCUUUACAAUCCCAGUCAAAGAUGUUUUAUUCAUAGUAGUGUAUUUUAGACCUGAAGACAGUAUUGGAAUUUGAAUACACAGUUAUGAUUAUUACAAAGUGACUUGCCUGUUUAGGAGAAUAUUUACUGCAGACUUGAGGACAGUGACUAUGUAAUAACCCAGUUAAUUAAUCUGUUAAUCAAAAAAUAAUAAUAAUUGUUUGUAAAGUUUUCUUUUUUUUAAAUUAUAUUCCUGCAUUGUUGUUGAAAAUUCCAAAUGUAUAAUAAAAUGGUACAUUAUGCUGUGUUCUACAAUUAAGUUUUAGUAACUCUUGUUAAUCAACAGAAUUUAUAUUGAAGCAAACUAAUGCUGAGUGACGAAGAAAACCACAACAUUUCACUAUGUCAUAAAUAUGCUUACUGGCCAAAUAAAUAAACUGGUCUGAAUGAAAAGUCA